Molecule: messenger RNA, 1419 nt
Organism: Xenopus laevis (African clawed frog)
Lineage: Eukaryota; Metazoa; Chordata; Amphibia; Anura; Pipidae
Product: extracellular calcium-sensing receptor-like
Exons: 5
Coding region: 1-1419 (472 amino acids)
Source: RefSeq, a predicted model, not a curated record
AUGGAUCUCACAAUGUUUGCUCUGGAGUAUUACCAAACCAUGCAGGCCUUCAUAUUUGCCGUGGAGGAGAUUAACUCAGAUCCUGAGCUUCUUCCCAAUAUUACUCUAGGCUACCAGACUUUCGACACUUGCAAUAAUUUACGGAGUGCAGCACAAAGCACUCUUUUCAUGCUAUCAGGGGGAAAUGAAAUGAUCCCAAAUUAUAACUGUCACCUUGGGCCACCAUUAGCUGGAAUUGUUGGCGAAUCUGGGUCAACACGGUCGAUUCUUAUGGCCCAGAUCUUGGGACUCUACAGAUAUCCACAGAUAAGUUAUUUUGCAUCCAGCCCUAUUCUCAGUGAUCGGAACCUGUUUCCUUCCUUUUUCCGUACCAUACCCAGUGAUGAAUUUCAAAUGAGAGGUCUUGCCCAGUUGGUUGCUCAUUUUGGAUGGACUUGGGUUGGUCUGCUGGCUAAUGAUAAUGACUACGGUCAGUUUGGACUUCAAAUAGCUAAACAAGAAAUAAUAAAUAGUGGUGCCUGUGUGGCAUUUACUGAGAGUAUAUUGACUGGUCAACCCAAUAAGAAUGCUCCUCAUGUCAUUAAAGUCAUUCAAGAGUCAACAGCAAAGGUUAUAGUUGUGAUAUCCUCAGAUUCGGACUUUGUGAUUGUUGCAGAAGAGCUGCUGAGGCAGAAUAUAACUGGGUAUACCUGGGUGGCCAGUGAAGCUUGGGCAACAUCUGAGUUACUAUCUAAAGAACGAUUCCAAAGAGUUUUAUUGGGUACUCUUGGCUUUGCCAUUCAUCAUGGGCCAAUGCCAAACUUCAACAUGCACCUCAACAGCAUUUAUCAAACAAAAAAAUUCCAUGAUUCAUUUGUAAGGGAAUUUUGGGAACAAACAUUUUCUUGUAAAUGGCCCGACAAAGUUGAUGUCACAGAGCAGCCAUGUACUGGAAAUGAAACGUUGGAGAACCCACCAGCCGAAGAAGACCAUAGAUUAUCUCUUAAUGUCUACACUGCUGUCUAUGCAUUUGCAUGGGCCCUGCAAGAUCUGAUUUAUUGUACUUCCAAAAAAGGGUCACUACAUUGUGGGGACUGUGCCAAUGGCUGUUUAUUUAACCCGUGGCAUCUCCUCCACCAUAUUAAAAAUGUGAACUUCAGCAUCAAAGAUCGGAGCCACAUUUUCUUUGAUGCAAAAGGGAACCCACCAGCCAUCUAUGACAUUGUCAAUUGGCGCCUGACGUCUAAGGGCUCCCUGGAACAGGCUGUAGUUGGGAAUUAUAGUUAUUUGAAUGGUCUGGAUGGCAAAAUCUUAAAUAUAGAUGGUGAUAAAAUGACAUGGACUAACAGUGACACACAGUCUGCAAUUAACUUUCUAGACAUGAGGAUUCCAGUGGAGAAUCGGAAACGUUUUACUGAUCGACAAUUAACUCCAUGCUAG